CUGCGCACUAGGCUGCUGUUAAGGAAGUGCCUGAGUGAACAGAUACACCGCUGCGUAAGGAAAGUACGAAAGGCAUCGAAUCGGCACAGGGAGCCCGGACAGCUCACUCAAAAUGUCGGGAUUCGACAGUAACCCUUUCGCGGAGCCGGUGGAGGUCAAUCCAUUCCAGGAUCCCUCAGUCACACAGCUGACAGCUCCCAGUACAGAACCAAUACAAGAAUUCAACCCUUUCUCAGAGACCUCUAAUUUGACAAAGCCCUCUGCCCGGACAACCCCUUCCCAGCCAGCAGUGUUACAGCCCUCAGUGGAGCCCAGUCCACAGGCCACAGCAGUGGCAGGCCAGGCCAACCUCCUGAGACAGCAGGAGGAGCUGGAGAGGAAGGCUGCAGAGCUGGACCGCAGGGAGCAGGAGAUGCAAAGCAAGGGCUUUUCCUCCACUACACAGAACAACUGGCCACCGCUACCAAAGAACUGUCCGAUAAAGCCUUGCUUUUACCAGGACUUUGCAGGGGAUAUUCCUGUAGAAUUCCAAAGGGUUUGCAAGAUGAUGUAUUACCUUUGGAUGUUUCACUGUGUGACCCUGUUCCUGAACCUGCUGGCCUGCUUGGCGUACUUCACUCUAGGUUCUAGCAAUGGGGUGGACUUCGGCUUGUCAAUCCUGUGGUUUGUCCUCUUCUCCCCCUGUGCUUUCCUCUGCUGGUACAGGCCUGUUUAUAAAGCCUUCAAGUCUGACAGCUCCUUCAACUUCUUUUUCUUCUUCUUCGUCUUCUUCUUCCAAGUGGCAGUGUACAUCAUCCAGUCAGUGGGCAUCCCUCACUGGGGUAAUAGUGGCUGGAUUACUGCCAUUUCUGCGAUUCAGACUAACUUGGCUGUCUCCAUCGUCAUGAUGGUCGUGGCAGGAUUCUUCACAGUCUGUGCAGUGCUGUCUGUUAUUUUGUUGAAGAUGGUGCACUCCUUGUACAGGAGGACCGGCGCCAGUUUCCAGAAGGCCCAGCAGGAGUUCUCCCAGGGAGUCCUCACCAACCGGACCUUCCAGAGUGCGGCUACUUCAGCUGCCUCUUCUGCAGCCCAGGGUGCCUUUCAGAGGAACUAACCUAGCUGGUCACUCCACCUUCUCCACUCCUGCGUCACCCCAGCCUUCCUUUUCACAGAGACGCACUUUCACAGAAUUCCAGCGGCUGCAUUGUGUGCCUGCCCUGAGAAAACUCUCGUCUCGUCUGUGUUUGGUUUUGAAAAGUAAGACUCUUGGCGGGGACACUACAGAACAGUGGAAUUGUCUCCACUCCAAAAGCAGUUCCAGAGAACAGGUGGAGCAAUUGCAGUGUUCUCUAGUACAGGGGUUCUCAACCUUCUGUGGCAGGGGUGACCCCCUUUUGAAGAAAGCGAUCUCAAUUAAGAGCUCCAGAUGAGCACAAGUAAUUCAUUGAAAAAUGUAAUGAUUAUUUUUGAUUAAGUAUUAUGAGUUGAAUUUUAGGUUAAAAUAUACACUUCAAGCAUUGUCACUGCAGAUGUGUUUAGUAUUGGAUUAUUAGUUUUACACACUACAGAACAGGGAGUGAAAUUCUUCCCUUUGUUUCUGAAGGUGAUCUCUGAGGACCCUGAGCUGUCCCCAGAUCCCUGGUUGAGAACCACCUCUCUAGUACAUAUUGGCACUAUUACCUUAGUAAUGGUUUGUUUAGUGUGUUAUGUGUGACUUUUUUUCUCCACCCCCUAGUUUAAGGUCUUUGCAGUCUUUGUGUCACAUGGAGAAUGCACUUUUCUUUUGAUUUUCCUGAUGAAAAGAUCUUGACAACUUCUUUUCAAGCUGAAACCAUGGAGGGGGAUGUGUGCACUGGCGCUGCUGUCCCAGAAGCCCUUGGUAAGAGCAGGGGUGUUUGAUUUUGGCAUUGCAGUAUGUGACCUGCUAAGAAGGAAAAGGAACACCAGCGGAAAAUGUUAUUUUGCGAAUCAAGCCGAAUGCCUGGUUAAAAAAAAACAACUAAAAUAUUAAUUUUACCAAGUGGCAGUUUUUCCUUCACAUGGGGGGGAAAAAAGCAUUUAAUCUGGAUAAAACUGAAGUUAAAAGUUGGAAUAAGAAGCUUUCUAUGUGUCAUGUUGCCUUCAGCAUAUCCGGCUUGGGGAAAUCCCUCUCUCUGGACAGAAUGCUUUAGACAUUGAUUCUUAAAUCAUGUUAAUAGACCUCUACAAUAGCAAAACUAGGAGAAACAGCUGGCUUGUCAUCUAAAUGACAAUCCUGAGGCGUCCGUGAACGAAAAUCUAAUUGUACUGCAGCUCAUGAAGCCAGAGCACACAUACCUUUUAAUCCAUAAGUGCAGACAACUGGUGUGAGGGGCUAGAUUACAAAGCACAGGAUCAAUCAUGUUUAGAUAUACUGUGUGGUAACUUCUUGUCGCUGCUUCUGAUUUCCGGACAGGUAUUCAGUGGCCAAUGUUUUACUAACAGGGCCAGGGAAGGAUGUUAUCUAUAUUUAACAACUUCCAAAUUUUAAAGUGUAUCUUUAACACACUUAAAUGAUAUGGAAAUCUGAGAUAAGGGCUGAGGACACAAUUCUUACAAAAAAAAAUGUAACCAUGUCCAAAGUCCCACUGAAAUUCUUUCUUCAUGGAGUGUGGGAAGCCAGCCCUGGGUGCAGUUAUAGUUUGACAUUGUGCUAAGUGUUUUUGAUGUCAGACAUGCAGAGAUACUAAAAUAACCUGCCAGUGUUUUUCUUUGUGAUCAUGGCUGAUUAAAAGGAGUAAACGAGUGUCACAAUGAGUUUAUUUUUGGAAAAUAAAAGUUGAAACAACGUGUUUUUAAAGACAAGGGCAAGUUUCAUCGUGUGUCCACCAUUAUGCUUCUUUAAGGUACUUUGCACUAAUGGGGCCUUUUCAUAAUGUAGGAGCUUGUUUUAAUUAUUAGACUAAAGUGGUAGUAUCACUUUUUAAUAUAUAGGCCUGGAAGGGCAUCAUUUUGUGAUUCAAUAGGAAAGACUUUGCAAUCUUUUUCUACAUGGAGAAAAGAGAGGCAACUAGAAACUGGAGAAGUUUUCACAGAGAAAGGAUGAAUGUAUUUAUAUUACAGAACAAAUCUGCUAAGAGAAACUGAUCCAUUCGGCACAGAUCUAAUAAAUCAGUGCAACAAAGUAAAUCUGCCACUUUAACUAUUAAAAAAGGUUUAAGGUGUGAAAUCUAUGUGUAUUUUAUUUUUCACUUUAUAGUGAACUCAUAGAGUUCAGUGUAAUUCAUUCAGAUGACCUUGGUUUCCAAUUAUGAUGUAAUACCUGUUGUUAAUUAUAUUGGUGUUGUAGAGGCCUUAACAUGUGACAUGAUGAUGUUAUCUUAGAAAAUAAAUAAAAUUAAUUUUGUGUGUAUUUAGCUCAUGAAAGCCCCUGAUUUUAUACUGCAGGUCAAGUGUGAAAGACUGCAGUAAAGAUUACAUCUGUGUUUUUUGUUUUAGAAAAAAAACAUUUGUGUGGUUGUCUGCCAUUUGACAGUCUCCAUAUACUACAUGAGGACCACAAUUUCAUUCCAUAUUGUGAGAUAUUUAUUAUUUCUGGUCGCUUUAUUCUACAGUUGCAUGUUAAAGAUUCUGGACUAAAUGGCCUGGCUGACUAGUCAGUUGGCCAUCUUAAUUUUUUUUUAUGGGGAUGGUUGGUGAGGAGAUUGAAUGUUUAGACCAGAGAAGCCACUAAGGCUUAAUAUAAAAUUGUAGGUUUUUUUAUGGAAGUGUCCUUUCACAGCUUUAAACAAAAGUGUUUUCUUUGUUAAGAUGUGUAAGGGUUUUUAAGGUAAUGCCAAGAUAUGUACUAUGUGCUAUUUCAAUAUGGAUGUUAUAGGUAAGAGGUUCCUCAACUCUUUGUGUACAUGGGGAGCAUUCUUCCAGCUAUAGUUUCUGAUUCAAGUUGGUUAAAUUUAUGUGAAAGCAAAUUGGCAUAGAAUGAUAUAUGAAGUAAUGAAAUUAUAUGUGCUAAAUUAUAAAAAAUCAUUAUGAAGGGUUAAUACCUCAUCUAAAAAUCUAGGUUUCGAUUUUGAUUCUGCAUGGUUUCUAGCUUUUACUAGCGACCACCUGGAUGGUCUUUUUGGAUCCAGUUUGUUUACCACUAGGCUGAUGGAAGAAGAUAAAACCAAAACAAUGUGUAGUUUCUGUAUUGAUGCAGGAUUAGGUUUAAGACACCCUCGCUCGUUCUUACUAUGUUAGAUGAUAUUGCCUCCUUUGGAAGUUAGGUUUAUGCUUUAUGCUCGUGCUGUAUUUUCUGUAUCUACAUGUCAAUCCCAAAAUUAUUAAUUAAUAAUACUUAUUUUCUUCAGCAUUCUUGAGUUUCACAUACAGUAUCUUUCUUCUUAGUUCUAGAAUCCACUCAAGUAUAUGAUGUAGAUAAUGUAAUGUUCAAUAGACAAUAGAGCUUUGAUGAUUUCUCUGUCUCAGAAAAAUACUUUCAGUGCACGACUUAUCCAUUUUUCCUCAGAACAUUUGAAAAAAUUUGUGAAUGGAGACAAGAGUGUUGCUCAGACCUUGUUAGUGUGUUUCUCACUCUGUUUUUUUCUAUUUUGAGUGUCCUUGCAUCAAAUGUACAAGUCACAUAUUUGAAGUGAUUAAAUACUGAAUGAUAUUGGAAAUUCCAGGGUCACGUUCCUGUGAGGUUAAUCAUGGUGUUAGUUAAUUGACCUACAAUUGUUAAGACAAUUUGAACUUCCAAUUUUUUUGUCAUUGAAUAUCCAGAAUUUUGAAUAAGUACAAACAAGGUCCAGUUUAAAAAAAUAUAAAAUAUUUGCUAGAUUUUCUUAAAAUUAAAGAAUAAAUAUCCGUAGGUCAUCUAGGAAGAAAAUCUUUCCUCUAUUCCAGUGCAUGGCAAUGUUAUCUGAGCUUCCAUGAUUUUCACGAUGACCUGGUUGAAAAUGGACUGUAUUGUAAGACUAUACACUGUAGGACUGUAUUUUUUUGUCUCCUCAUUAUGAAGGUCAGUUUAUUUUUCGAAAAUUGUAUUACAAGUUUGAACAUUAAAAUAAUUAAAUUUCAGUACUGCAAUGGAAAGCUCUGUUCUAUUUUUGCCCUUCGUCCAUAGGCCCGCGUUGAGCCAUAAAGAACAUUGCAAUCACUGUGUUGUAUUUAGGUGCUGUUGCAUAUACACAGACACAUCCUUUACUGAUGGUUUGUAGUGCAGGAAUUCUCCAUUUAUUUUACAGAUUUCUAAAAGCACACAAAGAUCUGGGUGAGAAUGUUAGCUGUCUUUGUUGCAAAUGAGUUAUUAAAAUGUUUUGAGUGUCAGUGUCUUCUUUAUUUGUAUGACUGUACAUGUAAAGUCUGUGAAAUAACCUUUUUUUGCUCAAAUAAAAAAGUGUUGUAAGGAU
Molecule: messenger RNA, 5327 nt
Organism: Lepisosteus oculatus (spotted gar)
Lineage: Eukaryota; Metazoa; Chordata; Actinopteri; Semionotiformes; Lepisosteidae
Gene: scamp2
Product: secretory carrier membrane protein 2
Biological process (GO): protein transport
Cellular component (GO): recycling endosome membrane; trans-Golgi network membrane
Source: RefSeq, a predicted model, not a curated record